AUAAUUUCUUCCUAAUAUCUAAUCUUAGCCUCUCCUCUUUUAGUUUAAAACCAUUCCCCCUUGCCCUAUCACCAUCUGCCUGUGUAAAAACUCCCUCUUUUCCAUAAGCCCUGGAUAAGGCUUAAGUAAUAAGUACUGGAGGGCUGCAAUGAGGUCUCCCCAUAACCUUCCCCAAGCUGAACAGCCCCAGCUCUCUCAUCCUGUCCCCUUCCUUUGCCAGAGUUGCUCCAGCCUUCUGGGCAUCUUCAUGGCCCCUCUGGACCCACUCCAACAGGUCCACAUUUUCAUUGUGCUGAGGAUCCUGGAGCUGGACAUAGUACCCCAGGUGGGACAAGAACCUCCUGGCUCCUGUAAUAAGACGAUGCCAAUCCAGUGCAGCAUUGCAUGGGGCUCUGUCCUAAUCAGUAACCAGUGAGCCCCUACUGCAGUGUGACACCAUUUCUGACAAAAUUUGCACUGUUCACUGCUCUCCUUACACAGUUUCAGCGCUCUUAUCUCACACACAGCUUCCCACACCUCCACUCAGCUGGAAGCAGGUCAGCAAGGUCACAGCACUGUCCCUGAAACCAGGCAGCUUCUGCAAGCCACUGACAUCACGGAGGUGUCACCUGGCAGAGACGCUCCAGCCACUGUUCCACACUUGCCGAUGUAAAAACCGGGCUCAGUUUCCAGCUGGGCACUCUGCCAAGGGGUCAGAUGAAACACGGACACAAAGUGCUUCCCAACAGCCUUGCAGCCGGACACCUCCUCGGCAUGGCUGUGAGGGUAGCGCAGCUUUCAUAGGGCGGCUUGCAGCCCCCAAAGGGCUGAGCGGCCUGGAAUGUCUCAAACCAUGUCUCCUUUGGGUAGACCGCGGCCCCUGAGCCUCAUGUUUCUUUUGGGGAUGGGGAUGGCAUCAGGGAGGAUCAACUGCCCAAGGAGAUGUAGCUGUCAGUACCUGGAAGUGAACUGCACUGGGCAGCAGUUCCAGGAGUUCCCCGCAGACAUCCCUCUGGACACCAGGCAGCUGAUUCUGGCGGCAAACAAUGUCUCGUACCUGCCGGCAGUGGAAUUGAGCUUCCUGGCUGAUUUGGUGUACCUGGACUGCAGCAAGAACCUCUUGGGGGAUGACCUGGAUUUCACUUUCAUUGGUGUGGCCAAGCUUGUUUAUCUGGACCUCAGCUUCAACAACCUCACCCAGGUCACCUUCAGCACCUUCUCACACCUCCUCAGCCUGGUGGUGCUGAAAAUCUCGGACAAUCCCAACCUUGUGGCCAUCGAGAAGGAUGCUUUUGCCAACAACACCUGGCUGAGGCACCUGGAUGUGAGCCGGACAGGCUUAACAUUCCUGGACACCAGCACCAUCCGGGACCUGCCCAACCUGAGGUUUCUGGGGCUCAGUGACAACCUGUGGCACUGCAACUGUUCCUUUUUGGACUUCAUCACCUGGAUGACAGAGAGCAACGUUCAUUUUCCAGAUGCUGACAACAUCACCUGCUACACCCCAGAAGGCCUGCGAGCCCUGAGGAUGCAGGCAGUGGAGGCACAGCUUCACUUCACCUGCCUGACCCAGCUACACAAGACAGACUAUGUCUUUCUGUGCCUCGUUGGCUUCUGCAUAUUCCUUGCUGGCACCAUCACAGCCUGGCUGGCCGGCAUCUGUGCUGUUAUCUACAAAAUCCAUGCUUCAAAGGGAGAGGAAGAGGAGGAAGAAGAAACAGCCACUUAGGACCAGCCCUUCUGAACUCCCAUUGUGGGAACGAAAGGCAGGCCCUUCCUGCCUGAUUUCCCGCAUGAUGUCCCACUCUAGAUGCCUUUUUUUUUUUUUGGUAGUGGAAUAAAACUGCAAGAGGAGGAAGUCUCUGUGCUUCACUUUCACUUGCUGUGCUACUACCUCCACUUUUCUUCUGCCACUGGGACUCAGGACAUGAGCAUAAUGUUCAUUUUGGAGGGAAUAGUGAGAGGUGUGCACAGUGCCAGGCAUUUCUACUCCUACUUUACCUUGAGACCACAGAAAAGUAGGGACACAGGCACUGGCUUGACUGAAACACGGGAAGGGCCCUGGCACUGUGCUGUAGUUAGGGAUGUCACCAGUUUCUUCCUGGCCAGAAAGACCAGCAGAGCUUACUGGAAGCAGCCUAGAGAGCUUACCGGAGUCCCAGGGAAUCCAAGAACUUUCUGCUGUGGAAAGGCAGAGAAGUUAAAACCAGGACUUUUAGGGGUCCAGAAUCCCACUGGUUCCUACUUUCUUUCCCAUUACACCAGUGACAGCAGAAGAACCCUCUGUCCCUCUGCAGCCGGACCCCCUGUACCUCCUCCGCUGAAUUAUGUGCAUUUACAGCACUGGAAAGUCCAGCUCUGGCUUGGUGUCAAAUAACCCUAAAAUAGGAUUUAUUUUUUUUUUAAGUAAAAAAUAUUGCUUACACAUUCUCCAAGUAUUCUUGGAAAUGGCUUGUGUGUCAAUGUCAAAAUGCCAGGAUUGCAUCUACAGACCAGGAUAAAAUGAGAUGUAAGCAAGCUCCCUCUUAUCACUAGCACUGGGAACUGCCAGGGGAAGUACCUGCUUACACAACCAAGCAUGGCAUCUCCACGCGUGAAACACUGGCUGCUCCAUCCGGCACUAGCUGGGUCUGGUGAAAUGAAAGGGAAAAGCAGGAGAUUUCAGCAAGCACCGUACGAAUUACCAAACUUAGAGCCAUUAAACUGCAGACUCUCAGAACGAGAGCUGAGAUCUGUCUAAGCUCUAAUGGGUAUGGCAAAAAGGGCGAGGAGCGGGCGGGGCAGCGCUGCGGGAUAACGAUGUCUGCGUGUGCUAGGGACACGCGCAGAGCUGCCGGGGGA
Messenger RNA from Neopelma chrysocephalum (saffron-crested tyrant-manakin), 2820 nucleotides. It is a transcript of the gene LRRC52, whose product is annotated as leucine rich repeat containing 52. The record is from RefSeq and is a predicted model, not a curated record. Lineage: Eukaryota; Metazoa; Chordata; Aves; Passeriformes; Pipridae. The transcript is spliced from 2 exons. Gene Ontology annotation, molecular function: voltage-gated potassium channel activity; transmembrane transporter binding; potassium channel activator activity. Gene Ontology annotation, cellular component: voltage-gated potassium channel complex. Bases 821 to 1708 code for a protein of 295 amino acids.